UUCUCACAGCUCGGCCAACAAGGAGGAACCUCAGAAGGCACUUUCAGUGGUCUUUUAUCUGUCGUACGAUCCCCAAAAGGGGGGAUUUUAGUGUGAUUCUCCUGGCCGAAGUGUCGCUCUGUGUGGGAAAAGUGAUCUCUGGUGUGGUGUGACUUGUGAGACAAGUGUUUUGGGGCACAAAAAGUCAUCGAUAAGAUCCAAAAAAAAACUCUCGAGUGGAGCUUAAACACAAAGCGCACGGAAAUAAUUUAAAUAAUUGUGUGUGAUGUAGAGGAAGAAAAGCGACGUUCUAUUGUUGGUCUGUCUUCAUCCGUCGUGUCGCGCCUGGUAAAAUCCGGAGGUAUAUUUUGUCCGCGGGCAGUGCAGAAGAAAUUGUGAAAAUCUUUGCGUAAUAUAUCAGAAAAGAGAGAGGGAGGGAGAGAGAGAGAGAGCGAGAGAGAUAAGCAAGAAAUCCGAUGGAAUUUAUGACUGCCGAGCGAAUACAAAUAGUAUGAAUGUAAUGAAACAGCGCUUGUAAAUACUGCAAAAGAGCAUAAAUAUCGGCCUCAGCGCGCGACUUGCUCGUGAUAAGCGACAGAGAGAGAGAGGGAAAACACAACUAAUAAUGUGCAAUUAUCAGAGCACAUUGAUAAAAUAGAGGUGGAAUCACAAACACACACGCGGCAGCCGAAAAAGAAUCCACACACAGGCAACAAAAAAUUAAUAAUCAGCCAAAGCAACAGAUGGAUUCCCGGCGUGCGCUUCUGUUGACUUUGGCGUGGUUCUGCCUGGCGCAGGCGAGAAUACCCGAAGAGCCGGCCGUGCCCAAUCAGAUGGUCACCACAGAGUCCGCGCUGAUCGUGUCCACGCAGCCUUCAACGGCGGAGCUUCUCUAUCCGCCGCAGAGCGGGCCGUGCUUCUACGCCACCGCCGAGAUGUGCACGAGCGAUGAGAUCCACCAGGCCAAGUACCAAAUCCCCAAUUGCGAGUGUCUUCUGCAUCCCACGAUACCGCAAUCGCUGAUCUGCUGCAACGUGACAAAUCUCACGAAUAUCACAUCGUGUCAGGAGCCCGAUCCGUCGGAGCACUGGAAGAAUAUUCACGUGAGGAAUGCCAGCCUGGAGGAGUUGGACAUUUCCAAUGGGUUCUGGAAGCUCUUCGAGUCCAUCUCCAUCACGGAUGGCACGCUGAAGAGGAUCACGCGAGAGUUCACGAAGUUCUCAGCCACAAAAUGCUUCAAUGUGUCCAACAACAAUCUCAAUGAGAUUCAGCCGCGCGUCUUCAAGAAUCUCAUGCAGCUUCAGGUGCUGGACAUCUCGUACAACAAUCUCUCCACCAUUCCCAACAUCAACAGGCUCACCAACCUGACAAUUGACAUUCGCGGGAACAAGGACAUGCUGUGCAAGUCCGUGAGUGAAACCAUCGAUCCGGAGCGACUAGAGGUGAACUUCGUGGAGCCGGACAAGACGUACUGCCUGACCAAUCAGACGUUCAACUGGUUCAACUCCACGGACAGCGUGCCGCUCAGGCAGCUGUACAGGAUGAAGCAGCUGCAGUCCGAGUGCCCGAAGGACUGCGAGUGCGCCGUGGAGAGGAUGAACUACGAGCAGCAGACGCACGAAGACGGAGUGCCGCUGCUGAUCUUCUCCGCCAAAGUCGACUGCUCCAAUCGCGGUCUCACGGAACUGCCCGAGAAGCUUCCGGCCAACACAUAUUCACUCAACGUGUCGUGCAAUAAUAUCACCAGCUUGUCAGCCCUCAACGUGAAUCCCACGUACCAGCAGAUCAUCCGUCUGUAUGCGGACAACAACCAGAUCUCCUCGCUGCUGGACCUCGAGGGCACGUCCUUCAUUGAGGAGUUCGAGGUGCUGUCGCUGCGGAAGAACAAACUAAAGUCCAUCCCCAUCUAUCUGCUGUCCAACACGCUGGACAAGAAUCCGCGCGGCAAGAUGCUGUACUUCGAGGGCAACAAGUUGCACUGCGACUGCAACUCGGCCAAGGUGCUGCGUCUGUGGCUGCUGGCCAGGCAGAACCACAUCAAGGACUGGGACCAGAUCCUGUGCGAGAACAUGCCGCAGAUCGUGGUGGAGCUGUCGGAGAUGAAGCUGUGCCAGAGCCAGCACGACUGGACGGACUACAUCUACUACCUGAUCGCGGCGGAGAUCUUCCUGCUGGGCGCGCUGGUGUUCAAGGUCUCCUACGACUACUGGGUGUUCAAGACGGCCGGCUACCUGCCGUGGCCGGCCAGCAAGAUGCCCAAGCUGCCCUGCGACUGGCUCUGCGAGUCCUGA
Molecule: messenger RNA, 2270 nt
Organism: Phlebotomus argentipes
Lineage: Eukaryota; Metazoa; Arthropoda; Insecta; Diptera; Psychodidae
Gene: hfw
Product: protein halfway
Exons: 3
Coding region: 723-2270 (515 amino acids)
Cellular component (GO): voltage-gated potassium channel complex
Molecular function (GO): voltage-gated potassium channel activity; potassium channel activator activity; transmembrane transporter binding
Source: RefSeq, a predicted model, not a curated record